Messenger RNA from Topomyia yanbarensis, 990 nucleotides. RefSeq lists its product as uncharacterized. The record is from RefSeq and is a predicted model, not a curated record. NCBI's taxonomy places the organism in Eukaryota, Metazoa, Arthropoda, Insecta, Diptera, Culicidae. The coding region runs from base 243 to 749 and encodes 168 amino acids. The transcript is spliced from 2 exons.
UAUAAAAUUGUUCACCUAGAUCGACGACUACAACAGAAAUGAAACAUACUACAUCUGGUAGUGAUGAAAUAAUUUUUCCGAUCUCUAAGGCCCCUUAACACAUAUCAAUUUUGUUUUGUAAAUAUUAGUAUCAAUUAGCGGAGUACUGUUAACGAAAAAAACAGUGAUCGAUUUCUGAUAGGAGUAUAAAUACAAAUACUCCACCACCCGUUCAGCUUUCUUCAAUACACCAUCACACUAUAAUGUUAAACAUAACCAUUCUCAUAAUACUAACUGCUCUCGGGAUUGCGGAAGCUCAACCGGAAGCAGUUAUUCAAUCUGCUCGGCAAUCUCCCUAUUCGCCGUAUUUUGAUGCUGCUGUAUACCCCCAUGGGUGGGGCUGGCCGAUCGCUGCUUUCGUCCUGAUCGUGUUGAAAGCAGCACUUCUGUUCGGCGCCUAUGUGGUUGCAGCUUUUUCCGAGUUUCGUUUGUUCCGAAAGCCCGGUGCCAGAAGCAGUGUGGAGUUUAGCCUUUGGACCAACGCAAUGUUGGAUUCGUUGAGUGUUGAGCCGCAGCAGGAAUGUCGGAAACGGCUGCUAUGUGAGGCGGAAGUAUCGAUCAGGAAUAACGCUUUGCUACGAAUCGUUGCCUAUGCUGCGAGCGAGAAGACUCACCAGCUUUUGGAUUGUGGAGAAUUGGUAUCUCGGAAACGUUGUUCGGUGACUAUUGGUGACUUGAUAUUACGAAAAAUUGGUUGGUUUGGGGACUAGUUUGCGAGCAGUGGAUACAGAAGAUGGUAUUUUAUAGUCGGUGGUGUGAGAGGUAUCGAAAACAAAGAUUCAGUUGAUUUUCAUGCAGCAUCUUUGAUUGUUACAAACUUGGUGUUACUAAAAAAAUGCACCCAGGUGAUAAAUGUUUUGUCUGUCUGAUUUAAUUUGACACACGCCGGUGAGAUACCAAUGAAAUAUCUGUUUGUCUCGAAAUUCUAUAUGAAUUUUUUGAUUGUGCCAA